AGCAGCAUAUGGAUCAACCUGAAUCGGCACACACGGUGCAAAAACCAGAUGUCCUGUCAUCGGAGGAUUCGAACAAUGGACCACCAGUGUGCCGCCUAAACUCGUCGCCCAUUUGGAACCGUUCUGUUUUUGACUGGGGAAUUACAUUUUACACCACCAGAGAUUGCACAGGAUCAUUCCGCACGUAUCCUGAUGUGGGCGGGCCUUUCCAGAGCUUGCAUGAAGUUAACAGCACUAUCGAUCGAUAUCUCAUUGACCAUGAGGAUCCAACAAUGUGUGCGGGGCUUUCUCGAGUGGAUGCGAUGGUAAAACGUGUUCGUUACUAUCCUGAUGGCACAAAGAAGCGUGGAUCGGAAUUCAAAGAUAAAAGGCGUGAUGAGGAUUACCAGUUGGCUCGAGCUUUGGUAGAUAUGUAUAACGACCAUCACAAUCUUUUUGGGGAUCUUGCAUAUGAAGUCAAAGAUUUUCUGCAUGGCAAGCCUCUUUGGGAGGAUUAUUAUAUCCACUGGACGUACUAUCAUAUGAAUUUCACUGCAAAGACCAGAGGAUCUUAUGGUGUUGACACUAGCAACCUAUUCUUUGCUGAAGUCAAAUAUAAUCGAGGAGAUGAUGGAUUGACGGUGAACAGUUGCUGUAUACUUGAACCUUCUUCUUAUCAUGGCCUCUGCUAUGGUUGUGGAGGUGAUAUGAAGCACCCCAAUGAUGGUAAUGCAUAUGCUUGUGGUCGGCGGAACAUCUCGUAUCAUUUUCAGAAUGGUGCACCUGAACUACCUCCGGACUACUUCGAUGACCGCUACAAUGAGAACUCUGAUGAAGAGGUGGAAAGACUGAGAUUUCAGUUCAAGGAGGACGACGAUGAUCCAUGUCCGGCAGAGUAACUCGAGCAUCUUAACAUACAAUUUGAGGCUUAAUUAACUGCCCAAGGCAAGCUUGGAAUGGUGUUGCUGGCCUGGAAGAACAUAUCGUAUAUAUUCUUCGGACUUAACAUAUAUUGUAUAGUUUGUGAUGAUCAACUACCUAGCUCUCCAUUCCAAACUACCUACGGUAUUAGGUUUUGUUAGAAUAAUCCUUUGACCAACUGUUUACUCAACUUGUAUAAACUUUACCACGUGAUAUAGCUGCUUUGGAAU
Messenger RNA from Triticum aestivum (bread wheat), 1130 nucleotides. RefSeq lists its product as uncharacterized. The transcript is spliced from 6 exons. NCBI's taxonomy places the organism in Eukaryota, Viridiplantae, Streptophyta, Magnoliopsida, Poales, Poaceae. The record is from RefSeq and is a predicted model, not a curated record. Bases 9 to 878 code for a protein of 289 amino acids.